CCGAACACAAGGAAAUGAAACUAACCCUGUCACGCAGCCAUGGCCGCAGACAGCUCUGUACUAAGUCUCCAGGAUGAACUCUCUUGUUCCAUCUGCCUGGAGUAUUUCACAGAGCCGGUGUCUAUCCACUGUGGGCACAACUACUGCCGAGCCUGCAUCAGUCAGUUCUGGGGGGAGACAGAUACAAACUUCUCCUGCCCGCAGUGCAGAGAAACGGCCCAGCAGAAGCUUUUCAGGCCCAACAGGGAGCUGGGGAAAGUUGUGGAAAUAGCCAGGCAGCUGAGUUUCCAGGUCACAGUAACCCCAGGAGGGGAGCAAGGGUGUGAGCUACACCGGGAGGCCCUGAAACUCUUCUGUGACACGGAUCACCAACUGAUUUGUGUGAUCUGCAGAGAGUCGCAAGUUCACAGAGCUCACACUGUUUUCCCAGUAGAGGAGGCCACCCAGCAGUACAAGCGCCCCAGUGAAAGUCCCCACCUGAGACUGUCCCCAGAGUGGGCAGCUACCGGCCCGCGCCGGACGCUUGGAGUGAAGUGA
Molecule: messenger RNA, 537 nt
Organism: Terrapene triunguis (Three-toed box turtle)
Lineage: Eukaryota; Metazoa; Chordata; Testudines; Emydidae
Product: E3 ubiquitin-protein ligase TRIM41-like
Exons: 2
Coding region: 40-537 (165 amino acids)
Molecular function (GO): zinc ion binding
Source: RefSeq, a predicted model, not a curated record